This is a messenger RNA of Chaetomium fimeti, 2073 nucleotides long. RefSeq names its product mitochondrial ribosomal death-associated protein 3-domain-containing protein. Bases 472 to 1950 code for a protein of 492 amino acids. Lineage: Eukaryota; Fungi; Ascomycota; Sordariomycetes; Sordariales; Chaetomiaceae. Gene Ontology annotation, molecular function: structural constituent of ribosome. Gene Ontology annotation, biological process: mitochondrial translation. The transcript has 2 exons. Gene Ontology annotation, cellular component: mitochondrial small ribosomal subunit. The record is from RefSeq and is a predicted model, not a curated record.
GGGGAAUAUAUGCGUUGUUAAUACGGACUGAAACUGAAACUGUGUGGUCAAUCUCUACGGUCUUCACCAUCCACGGUGAUGCACGUGCUCAAUAGCCAUGUACCCAAUUCGUACCAGCCGUAGCCUAAACGAUGAGAUCGCUUGUCAGCCGUCGAACCAGCUCCAAACCAACCAGCAAUCUAUUCCUAAGCAGUUAUGCCGUUGUGAUGUUGAUACCACUCAGGGGCACUGUUGACAUUUGGGCGGUGAAGUAUUGCCGGCUUGAAGCCACAGCAGCGGGCAGUUUAGGCUUGGCAAGGCCCGUGCUUCGACUUCGCGCGCUGGGUUCGAUUUUCUGGUGAUCGAUUAUCUCGAAUUUUGAGCAGCUCCGGCCCGGCAGCCAUUGGCGAUUUGGACGGCACACCCUACGAUGAAAUAGAAGCAACCGUUACUGCAGCCGAAAGAGACGACUAGACACAUACCGGCAACACCAUGUCGACCCCCAAUUGCCUACGCUGCCUCGUGCGGCCGUCAGCGGGGAUUCCGGUAUCAGGGCCCAUGUCAAGAACUGCCACUACUGCUACUCCCAUCGCUGCACUCCCUCUCACCAGAACCCUGACCGCACCCUUCUCGACAACCGCAGCCUCGAAUGCUGCACCCAGAAGGGCGUUUCAGCCAGCCGCCAGUACGAAGGGCCACUCCCGUGUGGGCAAGAAGCUGCAGCUCGGCAAGUUCAAGAAGGACAGGGUCGCUGAGAGGGGUAGGGUCCCGCAGCCCGGAGAGCGCAAGGCCUACCGCAAGCGCAUUACCCUUAGCAACGACAACGCCAUCCCCGUGCCAUGGCUUACCGACCUGGCCCCGGCCGAUAUGACCGCAGCCGAGAACACCGCCAGGGUCCUGGCCCUUCCCGAAGAGGUGCAGGACCAGCUGCGCGCCGGCGAAGCCUUCAAGACGACACAGUGCUGGGGCAUGUUCAGGAAACCCGCCGUGUUGGUGCGCAAGGAGACGGUCAACCUGGCGAACCAGAUGCAGGAGUCGGCCGACAACAGGAAGACCCUACGUCUGGUUGUGACCGGUGACAAGGUGGCUGGCAAGAGCAUGAUGCUGCUGCAGGCCAUGGCCCAUGCCCACCUCAACAACUGGAUCGUCAUCAACCUCCCAGAGGCCCAUGAAAUUACCACCGCCAGCACCGAAUACGCUCCCAUCCCAAACACCGACCCCGUCCAGUACAUGCAGCCCGUUUACGUGCUCAAGCUGAUCCACGCCAUCAAGCGCGCCAACGAGCAAGUGCUAUCCAAGACGUACACCAUCCAAGCCCACCCGGAGCUCCCGCAAAACAUCCCCUCCAACACCCCGCUCCUGGCGCUCGCCAACGUCGCCAAGGAGGCCGACGGCGCCUGGCCCGUCUUCCAGGCGCUCUGGAACGAGCUGACGGCGCAAAAGGCCAACCGGCCGCCCAUCCUCCUCUGCCUCGACGGGCUCGCCCACGCGAUGAAGGUGUCGGACUACCGCUCGCCGUCCUUCGAGCGGAUCCACUCGCACGACCUGGCGCUGGUGCGCCUGUUCACGGACGCGCUGGGCGGCGGCGUGCAGUUCCCCGCGGGGGGCGCGGUGCUGGCGGCCACCAGCCGCAACAACGCGCCGCGGGCGCCCAGCAUGGAGCUGGCGCUGGCGCAGCGCGAGGCCGAGGCGCGCAGGGGCGCGGGCGCGGCGGGCGUCGAGGUGCCCCAGAAGGACCCCUUCUUCCGCGGCUACGACGACCGCGUCGAGGCCGUCCUGCGCUCCGUCCGCGUGCUCCGCGUCGCCGGCGUCGACAAGCUCGAGGCCCGCGCCCUGAUGGAGUACUGGGCCGCCAGCGGCAUGCUGCGCGCUACCGUUGACGAGAAGACGGUUACCGAGAAGUGGACCCUCGCCGGCAGCGGCGUGCUCGGCGAGAUGGAGCGCGCUGCGCUGCUGACGAUGCGGAUUUGAAGGCAGGCUUGUAAUCCUAUGAAACGGUGUGUAGAUAGACGCUGUGUAGAAAUGGGAGACUGUACUUGUAGUGUCGCAGUUUUGGACUCGGCGGUGGGGGGGUUUUGACCCAAGUGUCCUGAC